Ricinus communis (castor bean) is the source of this 1159-nucleotide messenger RNA. Its product is annotated as probable methyltransferase At1g27930. Gene Ontology annotation, biological process: xylan biosynthetic process. The record is from RefSeq and is a predicted model, not a curated record. The transcript has a single exon. Lineage: Eukaryota; Viridiplantae; Streptophyta; Magnoliopsida; Malpighiales; Euphorbiaceae. The coding region runs from base 206 to 1063 and encodes 285 amino acids.
AAACACCAUACCAAGACCUUGACAACGUUCCACAGAACGUGGGUACCACUCCUUUGCCAUCACUAUUUACUCCAUUCAAAUAAUAUCUUUUAUUUUUUUUUAACCCUUCUCUUUAAAUACACACACACAUAAAGCUGCAUAACCCUCCAAGACCACAUAUCUUGACACAGAUUUCAAACGAGAACAAGAAAAGAAAAAGAAGAUAAUGAAGAAUCGCAUUACUUAUCGUCCUGAAAAAUUAUGGGUCCUUAUAGUUGCAAUCAUGGGUCUAAUAAUAGGCGGGCUGAUGCUGGCUACAUUUAUUCGAUCAGGCACAGCAGAUAUGACCUUUCUGUGCUCACUAGCCACUUCAAAUGGUCGCGCCACUGCAGAAUAUGCAGCAACCCCAAUCCAGCUCCAAGCAAUCAUUCACUACGCCACUUCACGCGUAGUCCCGCAACAAUCCUUGGGCGAAAUCUCUGUAACUUUCAAUGUUCUUAAGUCUCUUGCUCCUUGCAACUUUCUUGUUUUUGGCCUCGGUCAUGACUCCUUAAUGUGGAGCUCUCUUAAUCCACAUGGUACUACGCUUUUCCUCGAAGAAGAUCCCAAAUGGAUCCAAACUGUCCUCGCGAACGCCCCCACCCUUCACGCUCACGCCGUCCAGUACCGGACGCAGCUACAGGAGGCUAACCAGUUGCUCUCCAGUUACCGGUCCGAGCCUUACUGUUUGCCGAGUAAAGCUUAUUUACGCGGCAACUAUCGCUGCAAGCUCGCCUUGACUGGAUUGCCCGAUGAGGUUUAUGACAAGGAGUGGGACCUUAUCAUGAUUGACGCGCCGCGAGGAUACUUCAAUGAAGCCCCUGGAAGAAUGGCGGCGAUAUUCUCUGCGGCGGUUAUGGCCAGAGCGAGGAAAGCUUCCGGUGCGACGCAUGUGUUCUUGCACGAUGUGGAUAGGAAGGUUGAGAAGAUUUAUGCGGAGGAGUUUUUAUGUAGGAAAUAUUUAGUCAAGGCUGUCGGUAGGUUAUGGCAUUUUGAACUGCCUCCGGCUGCUAAUGUGAGCCUGACCGGCGAUUCGUUUUGCUAAAAUGUGCCUCGGUGGAUGCAAUUUUUACUGCUGCUGUUGCUAUGGUCUGUUAAAUUAUUUAUAGGUCGGAAGAAGAUAAAAUUUGUUAAUUUUGAA